Messenger RNA from Glossina fuscipes, 2918 nucleotides. RefSeq names its product glycerol-3-phosphate phosphatase-like. Lineage: Eukaryota; Metazoa; Arthropoda; Insecta; Diptera; Glossinidae. Gene Ontology annotation, cellular component: cytoplasm. The record is from RefSeq and is a predicted model, not a curated record. The transcript is spliced from 3 exons. Gene Ontology annotation, molecular function: phosphatase activity. Bases 1843 to 2766 code for a protein of 307 amino acids.
GGUUUUUUUUUGGCCUUCCUGACUAUUUCUUUCCUCUAUUCUCUCUUGUAUUUUCAUAUACUCAUUACAAUUUUAGAGUAGAAAACAAAAACGAAAGAAAAUCUUGCCAGCAUUUCUAAUAAAACAGCUCCACAUAUGUUAAAUGAAAAAAUUUCAAACAUUUAUUACUAUUCAUAAAUUUGCUUUCGCUUUGAUUUCAAGUUAUUCUCCUGUCUUUGCUAAACGGCUGAAUGUGAAAUUAAAAUCUAACAUAUAAUUACGUGAUUACCUCGACUAGUAAAAUAAGAAAUAAAAAUGCAAAUGACUACUUUAAAACCAUAUGAUACAUCAAUCAUUGACCAUAUGAUUUUGAUAUAUUUUCAUAUAUAUGUCAUUCCCUUUUUUUGCUUUGCUUGGCUGUACAAAUAUAUAUAUCAAGCUUAAAAUAUUGUCAAAAAUUUGCAGUUAUAUAAUGCAAACUAUGUGAUCAAGUAGGUAUAAGCACAUACAAUUAAACCUUGGCGGUAAUCACAUAUGACGAAUAAAGGUUUCACUUUUGUGUUCAAGUUUUUGGCAAAAACGGUUGAAUAUAAAGACGAAAGCUGGCUUUCAGGUACGCGACUAAUUCUCUUAUGUACACAUUUGAGUGAACGAUUCACGACAGAAAGGCAUUCAUUGUGUUAAGCUUUCAAGAUUGCGCUCAAAUAUCUUUACAUUUUCUUCCUUCUCCCUAUAGCCUGCAGCUUGUGCGUCAAAUUUAAUAAAAUUUAACAAUAAUACAUAAAUGUAUGUCGAUUUUAUAAAAAGUAUACGGACUACUACGACGAUUGGCGCAAAGUGUCCGACAUGAUUAAACUAAUCCAAACAUUAGUUUUAUCAAUUCUUCUUAUAACUUUUCGAAUUUUCUGUCAUCCGCGCGCCAUUCCAUUCGAUGUGGCUUUUUUGCCAUCUGUAAAGUACUUUCUAGUAACUCUAGUCAUUUGUUCAAAUGUAGUCAAAGAAAUACCCGUUAUUAACUGUGAAAAAUAUAAUGCGUUAAAUUUCGAGGUCAAUUAAGAGAAGAUAUCAAUAAAAAAAAGCGCACAUUUUAGCGCACCUGCUGCCUUGUAGCCGCUAUUAUAUUUUUUAUUUAUUUAACAAUUUGGAAAAUUUUUUUAUGAAUAUGAAAAAUCUUCUUUAUUUUGCAAUAAUAAUAGAUAAAUUUGAAAAUAAUUGUCCUCUUACGAACCAAAUACUUUUUCGUAUGCGAAGGAAAUCGAAAUAAAAGUCUAAGUCUAAGCUUCGCUUCCAUUAGAUUUUAGCUAUACCGAGGCAAGCUCCUAAUCUGACAUUUUUAUUUUCUUUGCAUUUCUCGACAUUUUUCGCAAUUUAAUAUAAACCAACCUAAUUGUCAGCUGUAUUUAUGUUUGAGUAAACAUAAUGUUAAGUCGAUAUAGGUUCCGAUUAACAUUGUUGCAAAACUCAACAUGGAGCGUGAAUUUUGUUCUCAAAUCUCCUACUUCUCAACUCAUAAUAGAAAACUAUUCAUAUCGAAGAGAUUUAUUAAACAAACAAUUGUUUGAAGAGAAUGAACUACGCAAUCGUCGAAAAUACCCGGGCGAAUUUUUGACGAUAGCCGUUGUACAAUGGCUGAUAAUCGCAAAAAACAGCAGUGUGUUACAAAAACAAUAAAACGUAUACUUGUUGUCAACAAAUGUUUGUAUGAGUGUACUUUUUUGUUUGUGUAUCAGUUAUUUUGCAAAAAAUUAAAUUCAUCGCAAAAAUCAAUAAAUUGUAACUUUUUUCUGAGUAAAAAAUUAUUGCAACAAUUCCGUAUAAUACAUUUGAAAAUAAUAUAAAAUCAUAAACGUUCGAAAUUGCAUUAUGUUUACGCGUUCGGCUACAGUUUUAUUAGAAGAAAAUGCCGGCAUAUUGAUGAAUUGGUUAAACUCCUUCGAUGCUGUUUUAACAGAUUGCGAUGGAGUUCUUUGGGUUUAUGGUGAUGUAAUUGAUGGCUCCGUAGAAGUCAUGAAUCGAUUCAAGGAAAUGGGUAAAAAGAUUUUCUUCUGUACAAAUAAUUCGGCAAAGACACGGAAAGAGCUAUUGGUUAAAGCCCAGCAAAUGGGCUUUAAUGUGACCGAAAAUGAAAUUAUAUCGACAGCCCAUUCAACAGCGACCUACUUAAAGCAGCGCGAUUUCAAUAAAAACGUUUACGUGAUCGGUUCUGAGGGUAUCACCAAGGAAUUAGAUGCGUUUAAUAUAAAGCAUAAUACUGUAGGGCCAGAUCAUAUGACUGGUAAUUUGGCUGAUUAUUUGAGCACACGCUUUAAACUGGAAAACAAUGUAGGUGCAGUGGUGGUGGGCUUUGAUGAGCACUUUAGUUUUCCAAAAAUCGCUAAGGCUGCCUCUUAUCUCAAUGAUCCUGAUUGCUUGUUUAUUGCCACAAAUACCGAUGAACGGUUCCCUAUGCCCUCAAUGGUUAUACCGGGCACUGGCAGUUUAGUUCGCUGCAUUGAGACAUGUGCGGAACGUCAGGCUUUGGUUAUUGGUAAGCCGAAUGUGUCUAUUUGUGCUCAUUUGAUCGAUGAUGGCACUAUUAAACCAGAACGAACCUUAAUGAUAGGUGACAGGUGCAAUACUGAUAUUCUAUUGGGCUAUAAUUGCGGAUUUCAAACAUUAUUAGUAGGCACUGGCGUUCACACACUUGAAUCUGUUAGGCGCUGGCAGACAUCUAAUGAUGACGAAUUACUGAAACUAGUGCCUGAUGUAUAUUUACCGAAGCUAGGAGAUUUAUUACAAUAUAUGUAGGAGAUUUUUUUAGAUUUAUAAUUUUACGUAAUGUAUGCUUAACCAAAAAGUUAUGUGAUCAGCUUUUCUUUUUUUACUCUUCAAAUAUAUUAAUGAAAUAAACUAUAAAGCACUUUUUCUAAUGUUUGCUAACUUAACGUAGAGUACUUUCU